Molecule: messenger RNA, 758 nt
Organism: Lasiosphaeria miniovina
Lineage: Eukaryota; Fungi; Ascomycota; Sordariomycetes; Sordariales; Lasiosphaeriaceae
Exons: 2
Coding region: 127-420 (97 amino acids)
Source: RefSeq, a predicted model, not a curated record
CUCGAACUUUGCUAUUUCGCCGUCAUGGGUGGCUUCUAGGUGUCCAUUGAAGACGUCUACCCUGGCCCGGAUUCCAUCGAGUGGAAUCUAGAGGUUCCAAAGAGGGUCGCGCUUUCUACACACGGCAUGCUCCUGCUUGUCGAGCGGGGCCAUUUUAUCACCAUAUCAAAGCAGGAUAUUGAGGACAGAAGCAAGGCCAAUCUUCUUCAAGAGGUGCUCGUCAUUACCCAAGUAGGCUGGAUGGCCGUGCAGUGCGCCGUUCGGGAGGCUAGGGGUCUUCCCAUUUCCCUUCUUGAAUUGCACACGCUAGUUCAUGCCGUGUGCGCCAUUAUCAUGUACGCAUUUUGGUUCAAAAGCCCGUGGAUGUCCGAGACCUCAGGAUCGUUAACACGAAGGCGUUCGAAAACGAGACGGCUCUAAUGGUCCAAGAACAAUUCUGUGCCGGCGCCGAGAACGCGAACGCUGUCAUAUACCCUCCUGCUCCAGCCGAGAGCCACAACCGCCCGGGUGGAGAGCCGCUGGCAAAGAAAUAAGUCCGUGGUAACGGAGAGUCUCGCGCCCAGCUUGAGACAUUGCUCGACACAGACAGGCGGGUAGUGCCAUUGGUCGGGCUGAGCAAGGCAAGCCUAUCACCACCAUCAAACGGGGCCCGGCCCUAGCUUGCGGAUGGGAUUAUGGGGAUUCACAGAUAAGCAGGACAUAUCAGAGUGGUUGUCACCGCACAUUCAACUAGAUGAAGCAAGGCUGCAUUAAGGUCG